UUUAGGAUGGAAUGCACACAUGUUGUUCCUCUGUGUGCUGGUAGGCUUAUAAAUGUGGACCAUCAGUUUUCUGAAUCCAGACCUACCUGAAGUCAGACUUCGACUUUUUAGCCAUGACUAAAACAGUGUAUGGAAGUUUUAGGCCUGUAAUGAGAGAGACCCGAAAAUAUCAAAGACACAUGAAGGGAACAUUCAUUGGACUUAUCGCAUAUGUCAUUCAAGAUUCUCCCAGCAAGAUGCUCACCUUCAAACAGAUUAUGAGUAAAAUGGAGGUUCUUGUCACUGGGCACAGGAAAGGUCUCGAAAACAACGUCAGAGUCUGUCUGUCAUCCAACAAGUGUUUUGUAAAGGUUCCCAUUGACCCGGAGUACCCGAAUGCUAAGAGGAACUUUUGGAAAGUGGAUGAGCGCAGCAUCACCCCGAGGAUGGUGCGGCGUCAUUUCAGUGACAUGGCUGAGCUUUUCCCCGGACUGCCUGCCGAAUGGAACAGAAAACCAACACCUCCACCUGCUCCCUCACCAGUCUGUCCCGGCAACAUGGAUCACCGUCCGACCAAAUUUACCGGUCCUUUUUCAAUAGAGUCGCUGUUAAAGAAGGAUCAUGUCCCUCAGGUGAAGAUCAAUAUGCAACAAGCAGCUCAACCUGUCCCCAACACUAACCCCUGCUUCCCGGAUGAGCAUUACAACAGAACAGCGACCACAGACUCACUUACAUGUUUAGACGGAGAGAACAGACAGCACAGCUGGUAUUACAGAUCAGUGGAGGAGGCCAGCUGGAGGAAGCCUGUCCAGAGGAUGGAUUCAUCUCCUGAGCUGCAUCAUGCAUUGCUGUAUUCACCACACUUUCCUUAUGAUCAGGCUGUAUUCACUAAAGUGUCGAGCUCUCCACCAAACACACACGAGCUCAGGUACAGGAAAUUGUAAAUUUCUCAGACUAAAACUUUGAGUGUUGCACUUGAAUGAAUGGAGAUAGAUGUUCAUCCUUGAUUUUUGCUUGCUUGUAUAUUUUUUUCUUUCUUUAUAACAACCGAUUAAUCGGUUUGGUUAACUCUGGUUUAUGGGAUUAGAGCAAAACUUCUUUCUUUGACUUCUCUCCCCGAUCUCUCUUUCUUUCGUGUAUAUGGCUAAGAUGAUUUUUUUUUUUUUUUUAUCACCGAAGUCGACUUAUGUUUUUAGUAAAGUCUAUUAAACAAUUGAUAUGAAGUCAUAGAACAUUAAGCAUAUUAUAUGAUGGUUGGGUCUGGGUUUUUUUUGUUUUAAAUAACACAA
Ictalurus punctatus (channel catfish) is the source of this 1268-nucleotide messenger RNA. Its product is annotated as forkhead box protein H1. The transcript has 3 exons. The coding region runs from base 114 to 923 and encodes 269 amino acids. Gene Ontology annotation, molecular function: sequence-specific DNA binding; DNA-binding transcription factor activity. Gene Ontology annotation, biological process: regulation of DNA-templated transcription. The record is from RefSeq and is a predicted model, not a curated record. Lineage: Eukaryota; Metazoa; Chordata; Actinopteri; Siluriformes; Ictaluridae.